AUGGGUUUUUCCGCAGACAUGAUCAGCAAGAAGAGGGUAGUGCUAUCGAGCAAUGAAAAGACGCCGGUGAUGGUGGCGCUGGGUGAGGAGGAGGAGUGGCGGCGGAGGAGGCCGUGGGAGGGUUUGAAUCCGGAGAUACUUGCAUUGAUUUUUGUAAGGAUACCUGCGGAAGAAAUGGUGAGCUGUGUUCCGUUAGUGUGUCGGCCAUGGAUGGAGGUGGUGGCUGGGCCGUACUGUUGGCAGGAAAUCGAUGUUCAGGCGUGGUGUCGCCGUCGUAAUGACAGUCAUGCGGUGGACCUGGUGGUGAAGAAGCUGAUACGGCGGAGCAAGUGGUCAGUUCAACGUCUGUCUGCUUACCGCAUGGGAGAAUCUGGGUUCUUCUUUGCUGCUAACUGUGGAAAAUGCUUGAAAGUGCUGGAAAUCCCAAUGAGUGGAAUCACGGACCAAAUGAUAUCAAAGCACAUAAAGCCAUUGCCAAAUCUUGGAAUCUUGGAUAUAAGCAAUUGCUUAAAAAUCACAUCAAAAGGCAUUGCAACAUUUGGUACCCAAUGCAAAUCCCUAAUUCACUUGAAAAGAAACAUGCUCCCAAUAGAAGAUUCCAAACCUAUGGAUGAUUCCGAAGCAAAAGCCAUAGCGGACACAAUGCCGAAGCUACAACGUAUUGAACUUUGUUUUGGUGGAUUUGGUGAUUCCAGUGUGUCUGAAAUCCUCACCAAAUGUAAGUUACUUACGCAUCUUGACAUUCAAGGGAGUUGGAAUGUGGAGUUGGAGGGAGAACUUGAAGGGGUGUGUGAAAAGCUCGAGUGUUUCCAAAGUCCUUGGAGCAAUUAUAGUGACGAGUUUCCUGAGAGUGAGAGUGAAGGUGAUGAUAGUGAAGAAAUGGAAUCGGAAUCGGAAUGAGAUCGAGAGUGAAGAUGAUGGUAAUUGGUAGUGAAGAACCGGAACAGGAAUUGGUAUGGGAAUGACUUUUUGAGGUUUUUCUUGGUUUUAUUUUCUUUUGGUGUUUUUU
Messenger RNA from Lactuca virosa, 1009 nucleotides. Lineage: Eukaryota; Viridiplantae; Streptophyta; Magnoliopsida; Asterales; Asteraceae. The record is from the annotation of a GenBank genome assembly.